Molecule: messenger RNA, 2097 nt
Organism: Ascoidea rubescens DSM 1968
Lineage: Eukaryota; Fungi; Ascomycota; Saccharomycetes; Ascoideales; Ascoideaceae
Gene: TOS7
Product: Tos7p
Exons: 1
Coding region: 1-2097 (698 amino acids)
Cellular component (GO): plasma membrane; growing cell tip; cell division site
Source: RefSeq, a predicted model, not a curated record
AUGGCUGUCUUGGGUCUUCAGACUGUUGCUUUAGCCUUUCAAAUUGCUUCUUUUGCUUUCCUAUUAAUCGUCGUCUUAACUGCUCCUGUCACUGAUGUCCUAUCCAUUGCCGAUCAUGAUAACUACAAAUAUGGUAUCUUUGGUUAUUGCGACGAGUAUAGUUGUUCUGAUGCCACCUUCAAUUACAAUCCAACUGACCUAGUCUCUUCCCUGGAUACAGAUGAAUGGGCAAUGUCGAAUUCAAUUAGAUCUUCUUUAUCAAACCUAUUUAUCAUCCAACCAAUAGCCUUGGGAAUAACUUUCAUCUCUUUAAUCAUCCUCAUCCUAACUCACAUCCAUUCGUUAACUCAUUUACCCAAAAUCUUCAUCCUCGCAAUAAUCUUCACUCUAUUAUCAACUCUCUUAUCUUCCUUAAUUUGUAUAGUAAUAUUCUUACUAUUUUAUCCAAACGUCACCUAUGGUUCCUGGAUCUUAAUUCCUGCUGCUGUCCUAAACCUCCUAGCUUUCAUUCUAACAAUAUUAGCCAGAAACAUAAACUCAAACAAAAACUUCAACGAAAACACUUCAGUAGACUUGAUCGAUGACGAAUUUAAUAAAAAAGUAAACAGCUAUUCAAACUUGAAUUAUAACAAUAAUUUUGCUUCCUCCUCAAACUCUUUACCUCCUCCUCCUCCUCCAAUAAUCGGCAGUUUCAAUGACAAUAUCAACGACACAAACAUAAACAAUAAAAAUGCACUUGGCUCAAAUAAUAACAGUGAAAACACUUACUUGAACGUCUCCAAACCCGACGACCAUAAAAACUAUCAAGAAAAUUUAUCUGCUAGAACUCUAACCCAAGAUUCAGCCUAUGAAGAACAAAAAAGCAAUGUUAAUGAUAAAGUCUCGCUAACUGACAUUUCCAAACCUUCUUUCUCAAAGACUACUCCUCCGGUUCAACCUUCAUUUAAUAAUAACUUCAACAACAACAAUAACAAUUCCAUCACUCCUAUUCACAAUGGCCCUACUUCAAAUGUCAAUGCUCCUAUUAUCAAUCCUGCUUUUAACCCUUAUCAAAACCAAAACCAAACUCAAAACCCUCAUUCAAAUUCAAAUUCAACUUUAAAUCUCAAUAGAAAUCCAAAUCUAAAUUCAAAUCCAAAUUCAAUUCCUAAUCCAAAUAUUAAUAUGAACAUGAACUCCAAUUCCUCAUUUGGUAGACAACCAAGAAAUUCUCUUACCAGAGCAAAUCAACCUAAUUUUAUCUCUAAUCCUGAUAUGACAUCCUUCUACAACUCCCAAAAUAAUAUCAACAAUGACUUCUCAUCCCAAAAUGAUCCUUAUCCAAAUCCACAAAACCCUGCUCCUUAUCCCACUGCUCCUUAUCCCACUGCUCCUUAUCCCACCAAUCCUCCAUAUGCUUCUCCUUCAAAUAUUUCAAAUAACCCUCAAGGGCAAUUCAAUAACUACCUUCCCCAAGAUCCUUCAUCUCCAACAAUUCAACAACAACCUCAAAAUCUCAAUCCAAAUGCAAUUAAUCCAAAUUCUCCAAGUCCUGACUUAAACAACAACAUAAAUGAGGACGAAAGAUCUGAUGGUGAAAACUCUGAUUUUACCAGUGUUUCUCAAAGACCAAUCAACCCUCGUUACUACCAGGCUCAACAACAACAACCACCUUAUUAUCCUCCCCAACAACAGCAACAACCACCACCACCACCACCACAACAACAACAGUCUUAUUAUCCUCCUAAUCAACAACAACAAGGCUACUAUGUUCAACAACAACAACAACAACCUUAUAUUCAAGGCCACAGACCAUCCUCAGGCAGUGGUUAUUAUCCUCCUCAACAACCUCAAUUCCAACAACCACCACCACCACAACAACAACAACAACCUUCCAAACCUCAACUGUCUAGUGUAGAUAUUGUUUUGAACUCAAAUCCAGAUUUUGAUCUCCCAGGAACUGCUCAAAAGCCAAGGCCUGGUCGUAGGUUUGUUGCUGGUGCUGGGCAAUUGCAAGGAACUAAUUUUAGACCAACAUAUAAACAUCGUCCAAGUCUGAACAUAUCAAAUAUACCUCCUGCUUCUUUAAGUGGUGAUAGUCCUUACAAUUUUAGAUAA